Molecule: messenger RNA, 1989 nt
Organism: Adineta ricciae
Lineage: Eukaryota; Metazoa; Rotifera; Eurotatoria; Adinetida; Adinetidae
Source: the annotation of a GenBank genome assembly
AUGAGUUCGUCAUUUGUUAAUACUGUUUAUCGACGUGCACCAUCGUGCGCAUCGCUAUUGAAUCGAGUCGUAAUACACCGAACUGCAGCGUCGGCAGCGCCAUUGGCUGCAUCGCCAGUCACACCUGAAUCGUUGAUCAACGAACAGAGGUCGCAAUCGAAGGAAAGUAAAGAUCAUGAAAAGACGAAGCAAGAACGUCUUUCGCCGUCUGCAAAGCCGAAGAAAGAGUUGCAGACAUCUACGUCAUUCGUCAUGAAUCUUUUUCGUGGUGAAUUUUAUCCGAAUGAGUUGUUUCCGUAUCCGAACGUUCUCAAUGAAGAACAACGGGAAAAUGUGAAGAUGUUUAUUGAUCCAUUGUGGAAAUUUUUCGAAGAGAAAAAUGAUGCUGCUAAAAAUGACCAACAAGGAAAAAUUCCUGACGAUAUUAUGAAUGGUUUGAAAGAACAGGGUGCAUUUGGUAUCCAGGUUCCUGUCGAAUACGGCGGUCUUGGCUUAACCAAUACUCAAGCAGCACGUCUUUUUGAAAUAGCUAGUGCUCAUGAUUUGAGCAUAUCGGUGUGUAUGGGAGCACAUCAAUCGAUUGGUUUCAAAGGCAUAGUUUUAUUUGGUACUGAAGCACAGAAAAAAAAAUAUUUGGAAAAGUUAGCGUCUGGGGAGCAGAUUGCAGCAUUUGCUCUAACAGAACCUUCAGCUGGUAGUGAUGUAGCUUCGAUCAAAACCAAAGCACAACUGUCAUCUGAUGGUAAACACUAUAUUUUAAACGGUUCGAAAAUUUGGAUAUCAAAUGGUGGUAUUGCUGAAGUAUUUACGGUAUUUGCUCAAGUACCUACUGUUGAUGAUAAAACUGGUCAAACUCAGAAUAAAAUGACGGCUUUCAUCGUCGAAAGAAAAUUUGGCGGUCUUACCAACGGCGCCCCGGAGAAAAAAUUAGGUAUCAACAGCUCAAAUACGACUGAGGUUUACUUCGAAGAUUGUAAAGUUCCUGUGGAAAAUGUACUUGGGGGUGUUGGAAACGGAUUUAAAGUUGCAGUAAAAAUUUUGAACAAUGGACGAUUCAGUAUGGUUGCAGGCUUGUCAGGCACAAUGAAAAUGGCAAUUCGAAAAUCAAUUGAUUUUGCUAAAAAUCGUCGUCAAUUUGGUCGUACAAUUGAUACAUAUGGUAAUGUUCAAGAAAAACUUGUUCGUAUGGAAAUGAGACAAUACAUAACUGAAAGUCUGGCGUAUCUUUUGGCGCAAAAUAUGGACCGAGGCAUACCUGAAUAUCAAUGUGAAGCAGCAGUUGGAAAAAUCUUCGCAUCCGAAUCCGCAUGGUUCGUUUUGGAUGAAGCCAUUCAAAUUCAUGGAGGAAUGGGCUUUAUGAAAGCCACUGGACUUGAACGAGUCAUGCGCGAUCUACGCAUCUUUCGAAUUUUCGAAGGCGCUAACGACAUCCUUCGUCUGUUUGUGGCAUUCACUGGUUUACAAUACGUUGGCGCACACUUACGGGAACUGCAACAAGCAGUGAAAAGCUUUAAUUUCAAUGCCAUUGUUGGUGAAGGUUCAAAACGCUUACGCCGAGGUAUUGGUAUGGCAGCAGGCCCAAACAUCAACGAACAUAUUCAUUCGUCACUUCAUUCAUCUGGUACUCUUCUAUCGAAAUCUAUUGAUCAAUUCGGCGCUACCAUCGAACAGAUUCUGAUCAAAUACGGUAAAAGCAUUCGGGAUGAACAAUUUAUUGUUCAUCGUAUCGGUGAUGUUGUCAUUGAUAUCUAUGCAAUGGCAGCUGGUUUAUCGCGUUGUACACAAUCAUUCACCAGUCAAGUACCAACAGCAGUACACGAAUCAAAUUUGGUACGCAUUUGGUGUGAAGAAGCCUAUGAUCGCAUAAAUUACAAUCUUAAUCUUAUCCAAAAUCCAGCGUUUGUAGCUAGAUCAAAAUUAAUGACAGAACUAGCUCGUGAAAUCGUCGAUAAAGAAUCAACUGUACCCAUACAUCCAUUAGGUUUCUAA